Schistosoma rodhaini is the source of this 6852-nucleotide messenger RNA. Lineage: Eukaryota; Metazoa; Platyhelminthes; Trematoda; Strigeidida; Schistosomatidae. The record is from the annotation of a GenBank genome assembly.
AAUCAAAAACCUAUAAUCAUAUUGGUAUCAAUAAUUUCAUAUAUUUAUGGAAUGUACUACCAUCCAACAAGAAAUUUUAAAUUUGUGUACCAAUUCAAUUUUAUCAAUUGUAUGUGAGUGCGCAGGUUAUGCGCGUUAAUCGUAUUGAACGUUGAACAUGAUAUAUAUACGCAACAAUCACACAUAUAUAUUUGCACUAAAUUAUUUAAAUUAAUCAACACACUGGAACACGUACAGAUACACACCUUUCCAUACAUACACAUACCCACUUUGUAAGCAUACGUAAUUUGAUAUAAUAAACAGUGGAAGCACUGGAAACGAUGGUAGUCACUCCGGCCAAAAUGAUCAGCGACGAUUGUCUGUUGUUCUGUUUUAUGAUUUGAAUAUAUUCUAAUUAUUAGCAUCCUAUAGUUCACAUAAAAUUACAUUCCAUACUUACUUAUUCAAUAUUUAACUAUCAGGAAUAUUAGUAAAAUAUUUCCGAAAAUUGUAUGGAAAUUAUAUUAUUACUCAAUUGUGAAUUGAAAUUUUAAUCACUCGGACAAAGACAAAGACAAGAACUGUUGAAAACACAAAGGUUUUGACUAUCACAAACAACGUCAUAUUUUUCAUCAACAACAACGGUGACAAAGUACAAAACGAAAUAAGAUCAAAGACAUUGAUCAGAACAGCCCAAUAGAACGGGGUGAUGUAUGAAUUAUUAUUAUUCUUUGAAAUUUAUUUUCUUGUACAUUAUGCAUGGGAAUUUGGAUAAAAUUAGACUGGAUCUUCUAACUUAUAUGAAAACAAUGUAAUAUUGUAGUUUACGUGUGAACUUUGAAUUAUUUAUUUCAGAGAGCGAAAGGCAGAAAGUGGAAAAUAAAUAAUUAAAAAAUUGAAAACUCAACACCUGAUUUAUCAAAUCGGUCAUUAUUUCAUCAAUCAAUUUAUUGAAUAAUAAGUAACAGACAAAACAUAAAAUAAGUAAGAUCACUUUGAACAAAUUCAUGUUCAAUUCCCAGUGGACGUUGUCAAAUUUAUCACUAUUAUUGUCAGCUGUUUUGAAUUUAUUGGAAAUACUACUACUACGACGACUACCACUACAACUACUACUGAUAAUAAUAAUACUGGUAGUGCUACGACUGUUAUUAAUAUCAUUGAUUUUAAUUUUUUAUUAUUUAAAUCAUUCAUCUCAUUGUUAUCUCAUUAGUUUCUUUGAGUGGUUUAACAACUAUCUACCAUCAUCACAUUCACUCAUUUCCCCUUUUUCUUAUUUCUUGGAUUUAAUAUCACUAACAUUCUCAGCACUGACAUCCUCCUCGUUACUAUCACUGUCAUGGAUAUUCUGCAUAUUGUUUAGUGCCUUAGGUGUAUGGUUUUGGAAAUCAGUAUGUUACGUCAGCACACGAUUAUAUCAUCAGAAGGAUAUAAUUCUAUUCUUCGGAAACAGUAUUAAUGGUAUUGGUAAUUAUAGAAUUUACAGUAAAAUAAAUGUCAUACUACUUACAUUGUACACUGAUUCAAUCAUUCUCAUACAUAAACUUAUCAGUGGAUCGAAUUCCAGCGAUACAUUGAAGAGUGUAAUUGAAACAUCAAAAAGACUAAUACAACGUAAACAUUUAAGUCAUGGGAUGAGUACAUUAUUCACUAUUUACUUUGGAUUAUUAAUUUAUGUAGAACUAUGUGGAUUUAAUUAUGCUGAAAGUAGGCCGAUUUCAAGUAGGAAUGAACGUAGAUAUGGUAAUUUAGAUCUACAUCCGACUAAAUCAUCAACACAACAAAGGACACCAAAAGUGGUUAUGCCACCAUAUGACCUUGGAUUUAAAGGUCAAAAAACAGACGAACAGAACAAAGUAAAAUUAUAUCCGCUGUCAUCAUCACCAUUAAUGUAUUCUUCAUUUUUGAGUGAUUAUAAUGAUAAUUUCGAUCAAAUGAAAGGUUUUCAGUCAGAUGAAACAUAUGUACGAGAUUCUCAAAAACAGCAGCAGCAAAGAAAACAACACUAUCAGAGAGUAGGUCGUGAUAAUUUUAACUCACAAGAAGAAACUGACAAUGAUGACGAUAAUGAUAAUGUCGAAUUUUUCAAUACACGGUUGAUGUAUGGUUCGAAGUUGUCUCAAUCUAACCGUAUUAAUAAGAAUAGUGUCAGGUCAUACGGUGAAUCUCCAUCGGUACCAUCAUCCAUACCAUCUUUAACACAGAGAGAGACGAAUGAACGACUUGAUUAUAGAAGAGUAAAUCUUGCACCUUCUAAAUCAAUAAUACAAAAACAGAUAUCAUUUUCACCUUAUAAUCCGUAUACAAGAACGAAUAAUUAUCAAGAAUCACUUUACAUACCUGAACAACAAACUAUGUAUGAAAUGAGUACUCAACAGUACCCACCUCAACAAGAGAAGAAAUGGACCAGAAAAGAUCAUACUAAUAAUAAUAAACCAUUUCAACAUGAUGAAUUAUAUGGUAGUUAUACGGCUCAUAUGAAUCGUGAAAAUCCGUCUAGUUGGUUUCCUAUUCCCAAUUAUCAGAGCAAUAAUAAUAAUCCAUUAGACAACAGACCAGUGUAUUCACAACAAUCAAAAAUACCUCACCAACAUCAACCAUCUGCAAGUUUAAAUAGUUACUCGUAUUAUGGUAAUUCAAACCAAAAUACUGACAGUAAUAAUGACAAUAAUAAACGUAAUCCAUUAUCAUAUUUUCCUGAGAUUUCUGAUAUUCAAUUAUCUCAUUUAAUUUAUCAAUACCAAAUGGAAUUAUUACGUAGACAAACUGGACGUUUACCCGACACUGAUUAUCAAAUGGAGCAUAAUUACUAUAGUCAACCAGUUGAAUCAUCUUCACAUCAUUUACCUAAUUAUUAUCACUCACAAGAUUAUGGAUUACACCUGUCCGGAGUAAAAAAUCACGAUAAAAUUAUCCGAAAAUUCAAUAAUUUAGCUAAUCAACGAUUAAUGGCCGGUGUUGAUGAAUUUUUCGACGAACUGGAUCAUAAUAAAUAUGUUUGAAACAAUAUGGAAUUCUCAGAAUAAAGUAUUCCAACAGGUUUCUUUCACAGAACAAGAAAAAAAGUCGACAACUACAUAAAUAAAUACAUUAAGUAAGCAAAUAAACCAUCUAGAAUUAAAUCGAAAGUCUUAUAAUAAGAUAAGAAUCUGUAAAACUUUUCAUUUAGCAAAAUUUUUAAGGAUACAAGUUAUUGAAUAGGUCAGCCCUAAUAACCUGUUUUUCACAUAGUGUAAUGGCUAGAUAAGUUAUUGUAGAGCUUCUAUCCUUUUGCUAGGUUGAGUGGAUUCUAACGUAUUGACUCCUCGUUCUGCCAAAAGACAUACAAGGAGAAAGAUGUAAAUGAAUUAGAUGAUAACACUUGCCUAUAUUUCGCAGGAUUUUAUUUAUCUGUUCCAUAAUCAUAUUCGUAGUUACAUCAAAAUAUUUGCCACACGUUUCACUAAUCGCCUUCAGCAAUCCCCAUAACUCAGCAAAAUCGUUUCUCAAAAGCCCGGGAAAUAAUAAUCGAGAACUGUAAGGCAUAUUAGGUAAUGUACAAUAAUUUACAGGUUGCAAAAAUAAAUACUGAGUAAUUCCAAAGGCAUGUAGCCUGUUUGUAUAAUAAGUCAAGCAGAAAACUCUUCAAUAUCAACAAAAACAUGGGAAGUUCAAGAGAGAUCAUACAAGAAACUUACAUCAAGAUAAAUGAUCUUUGAAUCUGUUUUUGUCCAAGAAUCUCCAAUAAUAGAAAAUUUGUGGCAUUCUGAAAGGGUGUUUAACUGCUGUUCAUAUCUCAAGUUAUAAUAAACAGUUUAAAAUUUAGGAGGAUUAAGUAUGAAACGAUCAACAACAAUAUGAGACAAGAACUAUUUCAUUUCAAGGGGAUGUGCAGGGGUAGAAAUCGGUAUCCAUACAAUGAGAUCAUCCCUAUACAUGACAAAAGUGUUCUCUAUAAAAGAUGAGAGACCAUGGAGAAAAAUGAGAAGAGGAAAUAGAUAAGAACAGCUUCAUGAGGCACAUCUUCAUGCGUUAUUAGUGACGUUGAACACUUCCCUCCGAGCACAGUACACUGUUCUCUUCCAGAAAGGUAAUGAAACAACUAGCUGUUUGCGUUGGUAAACUUGUUUGGUAGUUGUGAUCUUGAGGUAGAGUAAAAGGGAUAUGUAUGGUAUGGAAAUAAGCAUCAAACGCACUUCUGGCUCUUCUUCAAGCCGAACACUAUAUUAUGAUUUAGAACAGCAGCAGCAUCUAAAAUACUUCUUUUAAAUUUGUAAGCAAAAUGAUAAGAAUCAAUCUGCUCUUUAAUGCAGGUUGAAGUAAGAAUAGCAAUAUUUUUUCCAUUGUUUUGAGAAAAAGUGCAGUUAUUGCUAUGGGUCUAAAUUUUCAUUCUUAUCACCAGAUACUUCUUAUAGUAUUUGAAUUAUCCUUCUCCUUAUUUUCGAUAUAAAAUUAGUCGAGAAAGAUUCGAUGAAGAUGCUCGUGAAUGGAUGACACAAAAUAUCAGCAUGUGGUGCAUGCUUCUUAUGUGGACAGGUAUAUGUAGUAUUUAGCAGGAAUGGGAAGUAGAAUGCUUAUCAGCGUAAGACUAAAAUGAAAAGAGCGUUUGGAAUAACAACAGAAUUAGAGAAUUACGGAGAAUGUGUAGGACAACUCAAGGAAGAUAUGUGAAUGACGUAUUUAAUGUAUGAUUUCCAUAAUUUACAAAGACACUGUGUGAUUUUGCAUAAUACUGUAAAUUGAUUUACCGUACUUGAGUGUUUGUUUACUACAAGCCCAUUACUUAUUAGGAAUGUUUGGAAUUUUGUUAUGUCCCAAACAGUGGGACAAGUUUAAUGACUGGAGACAUUUUCAAACAUUAAAUUCACUUGGUUUUAUUUGCUUGUAUCUUCCCAUUGUUGCUUAGGACUGCAAAUGAUAUGUGCAUCCUGCGUGGAUCGCUUCUGUGUUGCCUUCAGUCACAAGCUUUAUAAGCAAAGAUGGAUGGUGGGAUGCAGGUAUAUCUAGUUGACGAGCCCCGAAUAGGACGAAACAUGAUAGCCACAACCCAUCUUUGCUUACCUUCGGACGUUAGUUUCAAUGAAACUUGAGACACAACCAUUACUUAAACCUGUGGAUGAAAGAAGCAUGACAUCAGAUGAUCAACGUACAAAAUACAUAUUUAGGUCGAAAGUAUUCAGCUGAUUAUUGUCUUUAAUGCGUCUCUCACCUGUAAGCUAUUUAUAAAUAAUUUCCACAUGCUUGAAGAGUUUUUACAAGAUAGGAGUUAAUGAGUGAAAAUUGAGUUUAGACGUAUAAUCUCUAGGUUUAUUAGACUAUUUAGCAUUCUAGCUUCUAUGAAGUUCUUUUCCUUGUGACUUCUCUUAGUCUCCAUUCUUAAUCUUUUUAGUUGUGGGCAUGUAAGUCGAUCAAAACUUACAAAAAUAUUUACUGCACGGCAAUAAACAUCAAUUCAAUGUUUUCUAAUUAGUCAUUUGUAAAUGAAUCCCAGUUUGUCGUACUAAAGUUGUUUUCGACUUUCUUCUAAGCAAUUCCUACAUUUAGCUUUCACUGUUCGAUGUAAGAGUGUACUCAUUCCAAGCUUACCAUAUAUUUUAGGUGGAACAUGAAUAAUACAAAAAUCAGAUAUAAACAAUACAGCACGUUUAUGAGUCAGAUAUAUUUGCACAUCAUCAAUGAAAUAAAGAUAGUUCACCUUACCAAUUAGUGAUCGCAGUUCAGGAAUCGAUAUCUGAAUAACGUUCAUUCUUUUCAAUGCACAUUGUCAGCCUCCAUGAUGUCUCUGACUGUACUUUUACAUAGCUUGUAAAGCGACAGGUUGUAAACUUUUUAUAUGCAUACUUGAAUGGGUUAUGCGAACAAUGGACAUAAUCGGUGUGUUAAUAUGAAAAAGGGUAACUUGUUGAAAUAUGUAAAUGGUAGAAACAGGCAUCCCAGAUAUUCAAGCAAACCGCCUUGAAUGUUUUGGUGUCACAGUGGUUUAAAUGAACUUGUCUACUUCAAUCAAUGAUUGAAAUAAAUCUUAAACUAAAAUAUUUUCCUUACAGUUUGGUUUUUGUAUGUAAGCUAAAUUAUCAAAUUUCAAGGUGUUAUGUAGAUAUUUUAAAAGACAAAUCUAACUAAUACACUAAAAUUAAACGUACUUGUGUUGAAUUUUCACUUUUAUACACACUGUUGGUAACUUAAUGAAGUAACUAUGACAUUCAUCAGAUUAGUAACAGUUUACAGCAUGUGAGGAUGCAGUUCUUCGAAUGGAUUAAGAUGAGUGUUAAAUGUAAACAUUAUAGUCAAACAAGAUACUUUCUUUGUGAUUUAUACUUGUGUACUUUCUAAAAAUAUCGUAAUAUUACAUCUCGUUCCCAAUCUAACGCCAUUUUUCGAGAUCUUUUCAUUGAUUUUCGCUGACUGUGAACAAUGUUUUGGUUAUUCGUGCUGUUUUACGACUGAAUGGAUUGUAUUAAAUAUAUUCAAGUGUUCAAUGUUACAACUUUUGCUUACCCAGUGUGCUCUUCUGAAUUAAAAUUUUCAAGAAAUAAGACUAACUUUUGCUACGAAAAUCCUACUUAACAUUGUUUUUUUGUCAUUUGACACAAACAGAAACCUCUUUCAUAGAUAUCUUAUUUAAAGUAGAUAGGUUGUCAAAAUCUUGAAUAAACGGAUUUCAAAAUCUUUGUCUUAUCGAGCCGGCUUAACAUACCCGGAUAUGACAAGGAUAAACUUCUGCUUUAGGCUACAUGGAUGUGCAUCCAUAGUUUUUUUCCUGCUCUUGUGGAGCAGUUUUCAUUGACCGCAUAAAGGGAUCAGUUUCUGAAAAGCAUCUCAGAACAUUACACGGCGUGGCUUUGAAAGCGAGACUGGAAAACUAUCACCAGCUUAAAUUCAACUUAGUAUUGUUUG